AUGACAAGCGCCCAAUGGUGGUGUAUAGUGGGCGUGGUUGUGCUGCCACUUCCUAGGACGCUGCAGUGAGUGAGCUAGGGGCACGGAGCCCGGCACACCUGAUACAGGAAGGUAUUAUAACCAACGUUGCCCUUCGUGCCCACCUCGAACAGGAACUUCCGUGUACUCGGAGCUUGUGCUCCUUUGGCAGCUCUUGGCGCUGCGGGCCCUACCUGCUGUUAGCCAUGGCCGCACAGGAGAGGCAGGUGCAUACAACAGGUGAAGACAGAAAGAAGGAGGCGGAGGGCCCUCAGCAUGGAGGAACCUUGGGCCUAGGACCGGGGGUACCUAUUCGCGGCAUCCGCAUGAAGUUCACCGUUCUGAGUGGUCUCCUUGAUGCAGGAGAAGUGAGCACCAGGGAUCUGGUUGACACCGUAUUUAACCUGCUUGUUGGAGGGCAGUUUGAUCUGGAGAUGAAUUUCAUCAUUCAAGAAGGAGAGAGCAUAAUAUGUAUGGUAGAACUGUUAGAUAAAUGUGAUGUCACCUGCCAAGCAGAAAUCUGGAGCAUAUUCACUGCAAUACUGAAGAAAAGCAUCCGCAAUUUACUUGUUUGUAAUGAAGUGAGUCUAGUUGAAGAAGUGCUGAAAAGAAUUGAUAAAGUUGACGGGAUGAUUGCAGAUCUUUUGGUGGACAUGUUAGGAGUUUUGGCUUCAUACAGUCUAACAGUCCGUGAGCUCAAGUUGUUUUUCAGCAAACUGCAAGGGGAAAAGGGACAAUGGAUCACCUGA
This is a messenger RNA of Bombina bombina (fire-bellied toad), 767 nucleotides long. Its product is annotated as lipopolysaccharide-responsive and beige-like anchor protein. Bases 225 to 767 code for a protein of 180 amino acids. The transcript has 4 exons. The record is from RefSeq and is a predicted model, not a curated record. Lineage: Eukaryota; Metazoa; Chordata; Amphibia; Anura; Bombinatoridae.